AUGUCGCCUCCCCACUCCGUCGCUCCGGCCAUCCUCGCCUUCUCGCACCACCACCGCGGCCAUCUACGCGCGUGCGCGUCUAGUGCCCGCACUCACGACGCCCCGCCCGCGCGGCCUUGCGCCUUGCUGCCGCUUGUGCGGUGGCCGCCGGCGCCUACCGCGCUCCCCCGCACCUGCCGAAGGCCGCCACUGCUCGUCUCGCCGGCAUGUGUGCCCCGCAGCUCCCCGCACCCAGCGCUGCUCCUGACGUCGCCGGCCACCGAGGCCCCCAGGCGCGCUCGCCCUCGCCUCUCCUGGCGUCGGGGCAUAUUUCCAACACGGGGCCCCCUCGCCGGGACGCCCUCCCGCCUCUGCGCGAAUGCCCCCGACGCCCUGCGCCCGCCCGUCGCCGUCCCCCGCCGCCUGGAGCUCCGCGAGCCCCACCGGAGCCACCCCGUCGCCCCCUUGCCGUCACCAUUGCCUGGAGGACCACCUCGCCGGCCUGCUUCCUCCUCCCCGCCGACCUGCCUCCACUCCAUCUGCGUCGUCCCCGACGACCUCCUCGCCCCCCCGCUGCCCCGUACCCCUACAACUCCCCCCGUGAGCUCCCCCUCUCCUCCUCCGCUCUCUCUCUCUCGCACCCGCCCGUGCGACCACGUCGCCGCGCCCCUGCUCCUGGCCGUGCCGAAGCGCGCGCGCGAACCGCGCCCGUGGCGACCCCCAUCGCGCCCUUGGGGCGCGCUGAUGUCGCCUCCCCACUCCGUCGCGCCGGCCAUCCUCGCCUUCUCGCACCACCACCGCGGCCAUCUACGCGCGUGCGCGUCCGGCGCCCGCACUCACGGCGCCCCGCUCGCGCGGCCUUGCGCCUUGCUGUGCGGUGGCCGCCGGCGCCUACCGCGCUCCCCCGCACCUGCCGAAGGCCGCCACUGCUCGUCUCGCCGGCAUGUGUGCCCCGCAGCUCCCCGCACCCGGCGCUGCUCCUGA
Messenger RNA from Aegilops tauschii subsp. strangulata, 963 nucleotides. Lineage: Eukaryota; Viridiplantae; Streptophyta; Magnoliopsida; Poales; Poaceae. The record is from RefSeq and is a predicted model, not a curated record.